GAGAUGGAGAGAGAUAGAGAGAAAGAGAGAAAAAGAGAGAGAUAGAGAGAAAAAGAGAUAGAGAGAGAUAGAGAUAUACACAGUUUUCCCCUAUAUUAUCAUGUAGCGCAUUGUAUUGCUGCCGCAAAAUUAACAAAUUUUACAACAUAUGUCGGUAAUAUUAAACCCGAUUCUGAUUUUGAUCUUCCAGGAGAGUAAGCAAGGAGGACUGAGAAUUGGGAGGAGAGUGGAAAAAUGAGGAAGGACAUUUUCUGAGGGAUGGUGCUCGGAGCGGGGGAUUGGUUCAGAGGGAGAGAGCCGUGGAUGUGGGUCCACAGAAGCGGGGAGAAGGAGGAGAGGUGGGGAGGGGGUUGAGUCGGAGUGGGAGUAGGGCCAGAGGAAGGGCAAGGCUGCUGCUCCGGGGGGGAACAGAGGAUCUUUAUCUGCGCGCUGCUGGAUGUCGGUGCGGCUGCCUGCCGCAGCGUGAGGCCACAAUGGAGGCGUUCGUGGGCACCUGGCGCCUGGUGGACAGCGACAACUACGACAACUACAUGAGGGAGCUGGGAAUGGACUUUGCAGCUCGACAGUUGGGCAACGUCAAUAAACCCACCCUGGUCAUCAAAAUGGAUCGGGAUGAGAUUACUCUGCAAAACCUUAGCACCUUCAGAAGCACAGAAAUUACUUUUGUUCUUGGCAAACCGUUCGACGAGCAUACUUCUGAUAACAGGAAAUGCAAAACAGUAGUAACAUUUGAUGGUAAAAAACUGACUCAGAUGCAGAAAUGGGACGGAAAACAAACAGCACUUGUCCGAGAAAUCAAAGAUGGAAAACUCAUUUUGACUCUUACCUUUAACGAUGUUGUAAGUGUUCGCACAUAUGAAAGAGAAGCAUGAAGAUACAAUUUUUAGGUUAUUUGCUGCAAUUUCUGUUAUUGGUUUCGCAGAGAGAAAUGAGGUGUUAUUGUACUUUUCAUCUGUAAUUCUUUUGAAAGACCUGAAAAUGUAUUGCAACUGCAUUACAUAUUUAAGAACAAUUGUCAGCUUCUGAAUAUUCUGCCCUCAUUUGAAGUCCUUAUCCUUCUACCAAAUA
Molecule: messenger RNA, 1068 nt
Organism: Mobula hypostoma (lesser devil ray)
Lineage: Eukaryota; Metazoa; Chordata; Chondrichthyes; Myliobatiformes; Myliobatidae
Product: fatty acid-binding protein, brain-like
Exons: 4
Coding region: 474-872 (132 amino acids)
Biological process (GO): fatty acid transport
Cellular component (GO): nucleus; cytosol
Molecular function (GO): fatty acid binding
Source: RefSeq, a predicted model, not a curated record